Besnoitia besnoiti is the source of this 1437-nucleotide messenger RNA. RefSeq lists its product as uncharacterized. NCBI's taxonomy places the organism in Eukaryota, Apicomplexa, Conoidasida, Eucoccidiorida, Sarcocystidae. The transcript is spliced from 4 exons. Gene Ontology annotation, biological process: protein quality control for misfolded or incompletely synthesized proteins. Gene Ontology annotation, molecular function: ATP-dependent peptidase activity; ATPase binding; serine-type endopeptidase activity. The record is from RefSeq and is a predicted model, not a curated record. Gene Ontology annotation, cellular component: endopeptidase Clp complex. The coding region runs from base 1 to 1437 and encodes 478 amino acids.
AUGACGGGUCGUCAUCGGAUGGCCUUCCUUCCGCCGCUGCUGCUCUGCGUUGCCCUCUUUUCUACCCUUCCCUCUUGUUCGCGGCUCUCGUCUGCUGCCCGCUCCCCUCUGCGCCCAGCCUUCCCUCUGUCUGCCGUGCCGCGUCUCUCCACGGCUUUCGUGCUUCCUUGUUUCUCCGCUUCUCCGCUCACGCGCGGUUUCCCCUGCAGCCCUGGUGCGUGGCGAGGCCCUCCUUCGUCCUGCGUCCUGUCUUCGACCAGAUGGCGGGGGCGACAAGAACGGGCGCUGCGGCGCUUCGCCGCGAGCCAGCGUGACCAAAAAAUCGUGUGGAACUCGCAUCCCGUUCUCCCUCUCCUUCCUCUCGCUGAACCGCGCGAACGCCGAUCGCGCCUUGGGAUGGCGGACGCUGAAGCGACAGGCGCUGUGGCCUCGGCGGCGGCUGCGCAGCUCGAUCUGCCGUCCUUUUUCCUCCGACGCCGCGUCCUCUUCUUGCUAGCGCCCCUGACAGACGCCCUCGCGGCGUCUCUCUGCGCGCAGCUGCUGCUCCUUGCAGGCGCGGCGCCGAGUGCGCUGAGUGUCGCGGAGCGUGGACAGUUUGCAUCGUGCCGUUGCGGUGACGCCUUUCGCAGCGGCGGGCAGGCGAUAUGCGACGCAGAAUCCACGCCAUUCCUCGCCUCGAUCUUUCCGCAAUCCCCUCGCUUGCACGGGCCCCAGCGCCCUGCGUCGUUGGCGUCGAACAGGGGAGAGGAGCGACGCGAAGAAGGCGAAAAUGUGCUCGCAAGGCCUCCCGUGGAGCUGCUAGUCAACUGCCCAGGCGGAUCCGUGACUGGAGCGUUGGCGCUUUUAGAUCUCUUUCAGACGCUGCCGUAUGAAGUUCACACGACGUGCCUGGGGCAGGCCGCCGGUGUCGCAGCUCUGCUUCUCGCGGCGGGCACUCCAGGGCGCCGCCGAGCUUUCCCCUUGGCGCGGAUUUCUCUGAGGCAAAUUGAAGGCCGCCUCGAGGGCCAAGCGGAAGAGAUCGAGCAGGAGACCGCGGAGGUCGACGCCGUGCAGCGUCUGUCGUACAGACGCCUCGCCGCAUUUUGCAACAGGCGCCCGCCGCGAGGAACAGAGGAGGGAGAUAAGGACGCAACGGGAGAGGAAACUCGUGAAGGCAUCGACAAGGAGGAAGAAGCCGGUUUCUCGAGUGAUGUGAGGCUUCAGAUGGCUGGCGGGGGGGAGCGGACUGCAUGCGCCAGAGGGCACCGCGCAGACGCGCCGCCAGGCGAUGCGAUGAGAGAAAUGACGAGGGGAAAGACAGAAAGCGACAUUCAGCGAGAUUGUGAAAACGGGAUGUUCCUGAGCGCGCACGAAGCGGUGCGCUAUGGUCUUAUAGAUGAAGUUAUCUCUCCCUCUCGCUACAGAGAGUUGCGUGAAUACGGAGACCGCGCCGAAUGA